ACUCCAAAGCCAAACUUCAGGACACACGAAAAAAAAAAGGGGGAGAAGAAAAUGUCACAACAUUUUCUGUUGCUGCUUGAGCUAGAGCAGCAACUGAAGUCAUAUCUCAUCAUUCCUUUCUUUUUCUCCAUCCUUUCCUUCUUCCUAGCCCUCUUCCUGAUAUCCAAACUCCGCUCCUCCACCUCCCCCACCACCCAAAAAAGGCCACCACCUUCACCACCAAAGCUCCCAGUAAUAGGCAACCUCCACCAACUGGGCUUGGACCCCCACCUCUCCCUCCGGUCGUUAGCCGAGUGCCACGGCCCCCUCAUGCUGCUCCGCUUUGGCGGUAUGCCCGUGCUCGUCGUCUCCUCAGCAGCUGCAGCCCGCGAGAUCAUGCGAACCCAUGACGCAGUCUUCUCCAACCGACCCGAAACUGCUAUCGGCAGAAGGCUCCUCUAUGGCCGCAAGGACGUGGUGCUGGCCCCUCACGGCGAGCACUGGAGGCAGAUGAGAAGCAUUAGUGUCCUCCACCUACUCAACAACAAGAUGGUGGAGUCCUUUUGCAGUGUGAGAAAUGAAGAGGUUGGUUUUCUAGUUGAGAAGAUAAAAAAGGCUUCUCCAUCGCCGGUGAAUUUGAGCGAGAUGUUCGUGUCGUUCACGAGCGACUUGAUAUGCAGGGCAGCUCUGGGGAGGAAGUACAUUGAAGGGGAGGAGGGAGCAAGGAAGUUUCGGGAGCUGUUUAGGGAGUUUGUGGAGUUGUUUGACGGGUUCAACGUGGGGGAUUACAUCCCAUGGCUUGCUUGGGUGAACAAAGUUAAUGGGUUUGAUGCAAAAGUGGAGAAGGUGUUUAGGGAGUUCGAUUCCUUUCUAAAUGGGGUAAUUGAGGAGCAUGUGGAUCGUCAAAAAUCAGCAGGUAAGGACAGUGGGAGGGCUAAGGAGGAUGAUGACGGAUCUCGGAAGGACUUUGUGGAUGUUUUGCUUAGCAUACAAAGGGACAAAAACUCUGGGUUCCAAAUUGAUAGCGACGGCAUCAAAGCUCUUGUCUUGGAUGCUUUUGCCGGGGGAACCGACACAAGUUUCACAACCUUGGAAUGGGCUAUGUCAGAGCUUAUAAAGCAUCCCAGAGCAAUGAAUCAAGUCCAGAACGAGGCGAGACGAAUCGCCAGCGGCAAAUCAUACAUCACCGACGACGGUUUGGACAAAAUGCACUAUUUGAAAGCAGUGAUUAAGGAGACCCUUCGCUUACACCCGCCGGCUCCGUUACUGGUUCCGCGCGAGUCCACCCAAGAUGUAAAGGUGAACGGCUACGACAUCAGCGCCGGCACAAUGGUCAUCACCAAUGCUUGGGCAAUCGGAAGAGACCCGGCGUCGUGGGAAGCACCGGAGGAGUUCCGACCGGAGAGGUUCUUGAACAGCAGCGUGGAUUUCAAAGGGCAGGACUAUGAACUGAUUCCGUUCGGGGCGGGACGGAGAGGGUGCCCGGGGAUCUCGUUCGCCGUCGCCGCCGUGGGCGUUGCAUUGGCAAAUCUGGUGUACAGGUUCGACUGGUCGUUGCCCGGUGGGGUAAAAGGAGAGGAUUUGGACAUGACAGAGCGCAGUGGCGUUACCAUUCAUAGGAAGUUUCCUCUUCUUGCAGUUGCUACUAGCAAGUAACAAUCCAUGAUGGAGUUACGUAGUGUGGUAAUGGUAAUGGCAAUGAUAAUGGUAGAUGGCACCAUGUCCAUGAGGGGGAUCCCCUUCAUUUUCGUUUCGAUCUGGGUUUAGUUUUAUGUUUGUUCCAAAUUUCGAAUGUGUCAGUAUAUAUUGUAUCUGUAUUAGAAAUGUCUCGUCAAGAUAUUUGUCAUAUAAGACUACGCUCUAAAUAAUGAAAUGCAUAAAAAUUCACCAAU
Malania oleifera is the source of this 1871-nucleotide messenger RNA. Its product is annotated as cytochrome P450 736A117-like. The record is from RefSeq and is a predicted model, not a curated record. The transcript has 2 exons. Bases 52 to 1635 code for a protein of 527 amino acids. NCBI's taxonomy places the organism in Eukaryota, Viridiplantae, Streptophyta, Magnoliopsida, Santalales, Ximeniaceae. Gene Ontology annotation, molecular function: oxidoreductase activity, acting on paired donors, with incorporation or reduction of molecular oxygen; heme binding; iron ion binding.